UGAUUGUGACGUCACACCGGAGGUGCCACAUGCGCGAAUGAUGCAACGCUGGAUCACGAUUCUUGCUUGAGUCGUUUGUGUCUGGUUUUGUUGCCGUGGUUGUCGAGGAAGCAUUAAGAUACGGAAGGAAGAUGGAAAUGGUAGAAAAAGACAAGAUGGUUGGUGCUAAAGGAGACGGUAACAACGAAAAGGGCGUUGAAAGCAGCACAGAAAGUUUUAAAUUAAAACGAACGAUCACUGUUGUAAAUGGAGUUGGAAUUAUUGUGGGAAACAUCAUUGGUUCUGGAAUUUUUGUUUCUCCAAAAGGAGUUUUACAAGAAACAGGUUCCACUGGAAUGGCCCUCAUAGUGUGGGCGUUAUGUGGAGUGUUUUCCACUAUCGGUGCUCUCUGUUACGCAGAACUCGGGACCACAAUCCUUGAAUCUGGCGGCGACUACGCUUAUAUAUUACAAAUAUUUGGGGCAUUGUUGGCAUUUUUAAGGUUAUGGAUAGCGGUUCUUAUCAUCUACCCAACCAACCAAGCUAUUAUAGCUCUCACAUUCGCUAAAUAUGUGACGUUUCCAUUUUUUGAGACAUGUGACUCUCCAGAUGCUGCAGUAAGGUUACUAGCAGCUGUCUGUAUAGUGAUUCUUACUUGGGUGAAUUGCCGUAGCGUAAGAUGGGCAACAAGGGUUCAAGACUUCUUCACGGCAGCAAAACUAAUGGCAUUGGUCAUAAUUAUAAUUGCUGGAUUCAUUCAAAUAUUCAAAGGUGAAGCACCGAGUCUUGAUCCGUCAAAAUCGUUUGUUCCCGUCGGCAACAAAACUCCAAAACCGGAAGGAAUCGCUGUUGCCGCUUAUCAGGGAUUCUUCGCUUACGCUGGCUGGAAUUAUUUGAACUUUGUCACUGAAGAAAUGAUCAACCCAUACAAAAAUCUUCCACGGGCUAUUUUGAUAUCCAUGCCCUUGGUCACAAUUGUCUACUUGAUGGCAAACAUUGCUUACUUUGCCGCCAUGUCACCUGCUGAACUACUGGCAUCAGAUGCUGUUGCUGUGACAUUGGGAAAUCGUUUGCUUGGCGUGAUGGCGUGGGUAAUCCCUAUCUCCGUUGCCAUGUCAACCUUCGGAGGAGUUAACGGUUCAUUGCUUGUGUCGUCAAGGUGUUUCUUUGUGGGAGCUCGUCACGGCCACAUGCCCGAGUCACUUGCAUUCAUUAAUAUUAACAACUACACACCCGUGCCUGCUCUACUGUUUACUGCUGCUUUAAGUCUACUUAUGUUGGUUACAAGCGAUAUCUACGCGUUGAUAAACUACGUCGGGUUCGCCAACUGGGUUUGGUACGGUGUUGCUAUUGCUGGCCAAGUUUAUUGGAGGUUUAAAUAUCCAGAUAUGAAACGUCCGAUUAAGCUCAAUAUACUUCUUCCAAUCUUCUUCUGUUUGGUUUGUCUAUUUAUUCUCACAUUCUCAUUCAUUUCCGCACCGUUCGAGUGUCUUACUGGCACCGGGAUUACCUUGACUGGGAUUCCGGUUUAUAUACUGUUUGUUCAUUUUGAACCCAGACACCCCCGGUGGCUCAAUAAUAUUAAAAGUGCAAUAACAAAGUUUACCCAAAAACUUUGCUUUUCGAUGCCACAAGAUAUGAAAUCGGAGUAAACUUUGCUUGUGUUUAUUUUAGUGCAUUUUGCUUAAGCUUGUAAGAUCCCUUUGCUAUUUAUUAUGUCAUACACAAAUAAUUGUUACCUUACAAACACAAGCACAAAUCUAUUUAUGAUGGCAUACACAAUAAACUGUUACCUACACAAAUACACAUCACACAGUACUACCUGUUUUACACACAGUAAUAUAUGUUACUGUUUAAGUUGUUUAGGUCUAUUUUGCUUGAGUAAAGUUGCACUGUCAUGCUGAAUCAGCAUCCAAUGUUAAUUUUUCCCUGUUGGUACUUGUGAUGUAAUUAUAUGUGACAUCACUGUUGGUUAUUGUAUGAUGUUAGUGAUAUGACAUUAUUGUCUAUGAUGUCAUAUAUAUAUGUAUGAUGUCACUGUUAAUGAUAUAUACCUUAGUAUGAUAUCACAAUUAUUGCAAAUAAUUCAUAACAAAAUAAGUUUUUUAUUUACUUUCAAAAUUCCAGCUCCUAAUCUAGUUUAGUAUAAGGUGCCAUUAAACUGGUGUUUCUAUCAUUGUACAUAAAACAUCACAAGUAACAUUGCUAUUUUAGACAGACCUUAUUUUUUUUAAGUUUGAAUGUGUCUUAAUAAAACUUGUAAAAAUACAAAACUUUGAAGAUUGUUGCAAAA
Messenger RNA from Ciona intestinalis (vase tunicate), 2272 nucleotides. Lineage: Eukaryota; Metazoa; Chordata; Ascidiacea; Phlebobranchia; Cionidae. The record is from RefSeq and is a predicted model, not a curated record.